Stegodyphus dumicola is the source of this 2730-nucleotide messenger RNA. RefSeq lists its product as uncharacterized. Gene Ontology annotation, molecular function: adenosine deaminase activity; double-stranded RNA binding; tRNA-specific adenosine deaminase activity. NCBI's taxonomy places the organism in Eukaryota, Metazoa, Arthropoda, Arachnida, Araneae, Eresidae. Gene Ontology annotation, biological process: RNA processing; adenosine to inosine editing. The record is from RefSeq and is a predicted model, not a curated record. Gene Ontology annotation, cellular component: nucleolus; cytoplasm.
AACGCUAUUGGCGUUGUUGUGUGCAUUAGUGUGUGCUGCACUGAUUUCUGUGUGUGUUGUUUUUAACAUAUUCUAAAGCGUUGAUAAGCAUGCUAUCUGAAAAGUAUUCCGUGUAAAAAUAAGGCUAAGCUUUAAAUACGGACAAAAAGCUGAGCUUCAAUUGCCAACCCUAUCAAAAUUAUGUCUAAUGUCGAUUUAAGACGGCAGCUCUUAGAUUUUUUUCAGCUCAACUAUCACAAAGAUGUUAAACUAAUAGAUAUUUGUCGUGCUGUACAACAGCCGAAGAAGGUAGUUAAUAGUGUUCUGUAUAAUUUAAGAAGCGAAGGAAUUUUGCAGAAAGUUGUUGAAAGCCCUCCUGUGUGGAGAGUGAAUGAGAAGUUAUACGACAGGUAUACCCAAGCUACGGUGGUCCCAGAUGCAACUCCUUAUCAUUACACAUUGAAAGAUGAAAAUCCUAUUCCCUGUAUUACUAAAAAUAAUAAUUUUGCUGUGUUAUCAUCUGUGGAAAAUAACAGGUCUGACCCGAUGUAUGUUAAAGAGCAGUUGGUUGCGUAUCACACAGUUGUUAGCAGUACUACAUCUGAGGAAUUUUGCCAGUCUUUCAGUGGCCGUCAAAUUGCAACACCUGCUUUGCCUAUUCAGAAUGCUGGCAAUAACAUCAAUCCAUCAGCAUAUCUUUCAAAACCUGCUGAAGCCGUACUUAAUAUUUUGCACAAACAGAAAGGUCCUUUAUCAUGCAAAGCUUUGUGCAGUUUGUUGGGGUUCCCAGAACCUAUUGUAAAAAUGGCUUUACAGCACUUAAUGUCUUUAGGAUUAGUUUUUCAAGACAAUUAUUCAAUGUUUUGCACUGUGGUCAAUAAAAGCAAUGCGAUACCUCAAGAUGACAUUGUAUUGCGCAUCAUAAAUUAUUUGAAGAGAGCUCAAACUGCCAUACAUACAAAGGAUCUGGUUAAAGGAGUUGGACUCAAUAACAAGAAAGAAAUAAACCCUCUGUUAUACAAAUUACAGCAGAAAGGAGUUGUUACCAAAGUUAAUGAGUCACCUCCAAUGUGGCAACUUGGUGAACAGUUGGUGAAUAACAUUGGUGAUAAAACAGUGAAACAGACUGAAAUUAAUUACAAACGAGAAGAUCAGACUGUUGUGCAUAAUGCUUUGCCAAAUGGUGUUCCCAAAGAAAUUGAAUAUACAAAGCCUUUGACUCCAUUAGGUGGCAGGCAAAGAUACAAAAAUGGAGUAAAAGGCUUAUUGGCAAAUAAUAUGGCAUCAUAUGAAGAGUCGAGUUCUAACAUUGAAUCACCCACCGAAGUGAACGCGAAUAACGCGUACGCUGAGCCAAACAGGUCUCACCUUAAGAAUGGAAAUGAAAUUCCUGAAAAUUUAAUGAAGAAAAAUUUUCAGGAGGCAGCUGUUAUUGAAAACUCUUCUUCACUGCCAUUAUCUCCAGAUCUGAUUAAUUUGAUGAGCUCCUUGCAGGCUCCAAAUAUGAAUAAAAACAUCGAAUCAUCAUGCAAGAUUGCAUCAAAUUCAUCAAAGACAUCUGCUGAUUCUGAAAGUCAGCAUGGUAGUGGGCGUUCCAUGAACUCACGAAAUGGGAGGCAAAGCAACGAAUCUUCUGGAAAUUCUUCCCGAAAAGCAGCAGCUGCUGCUGCCGCUAAAGCUGCUGCUGGUAAAUUACCAGAACCAAACUCAGCUGCUCAUUAUGUAAAUGACGUCCUCAACAGUGAUAGCUUUGCCGCACUAAUGAAAAAUCCAGUCAGUGCUCUCUAUGAAUAUGGACAAAGGAACCAUAUUGAUACCAAGGUAGAAAUUGUGUUAUCUGAAGGACCUCCUCAUAAUCCAAGGUUUAAGGCAGUAGCUUAUAUGGGUGAAGAGGAGCUAUCAACUGCAUGGGACAAAACUAAGAAGGAUGCCCGUCGACAAGCAGCAGAGUUGGCUGUUAGAGGUUUGGUUGCUAAUGGUGGCUUUGGUAAAUUCAGCUCACUUGCCACUAGUCCAGAAACAGUGAAUGAAUUACCUCCUGUGGUAAGCCAGUUUGACAUGAUUGCUGCUUUGAGUCACAAGACAUUUAAUGAGCGGGUGCUUCAAGUUCCAGAGUAUAUGGGUGGACGUAAAGUCCUUGCUGCUCUAGUCAUGAAAAAGGGUGGAUCUGACAGUCGGGGCACUGUCAUAUGCUUAGGAACAGGAAAUCGAUGUAUAACUGGAGAAGGACUGAGUCAAGAUGGUUUGGUUGUAAAUGAUUCACAUGCUGAAGUUAUAACAAGGAGGGGUUUUCUGAGGUUCUUGUAUAAACAAUUGAAAACUUAUGAAGCUGGCAAAGAACAUUCCAUAUUUGAACCUACAGAUGAUGGCAAACUUCAAAUGAAAUCAGAUGUCACAUUCCAUUUAUACAUUUCAACUGCCCCUUGUGGUGAUGGAGCUCUAUUUACGCAUAAUCUAAAACCUGGCGAAAAAGUAGAGCCUCCUGAUGAUAAUGAUAGCCAGCAUCAUCCAGUAUUCACCAAAAGCCUGCAAGGACUGCUGCGAUCUAAAAUGGAAGCAGGUCCUAAACAAACCAUCAUAAGGAACCUGUGCAUCAAGCUAAGAGGAGUGACGGUCAAGAGGGUCAAGGAGCUAAAACUCCUUGGCCUCAUCUUGGAUGAAAACCUCACUUGGAUUCCUCACUUGCAAGCCCAAAGGGUCAAAGCAACAAGAAUAGCAACUAGAAUUAAAAAUAUGCAGGGCAAAGAUUGA